UUGGAGCAUUAUGGUCCAUGUAGGAAUCCAGUGCAUGCAUUUGAGUAGUUCAAAUGUUUCAUUCCUGAAUUCAGCAAAUUCAAGAGUACGAUUGUUUCAUUCAGUAAUCAGAUAAUUGAAAAAUUGAAGAGCGGUUGGAUUUUGUUGUAUAUUUUGCAAACUCAUCUACAUAAGUAAUAAAAGAGCCAAAGGAUUUGGUGAUUUUCACGUGAUUUCAUUGACCCUCGUUAUCUUAUCUUUUGUAUUUUGCAUUUUUACAUAGAUAGACUCGUUAUUUGUAUUCUGCAUUUUAGGACCCUUGAAGCAAUAGUAAAAAAGGAUCUCAUCAUCUCAUCUCAAUUGUGGUCCGGGUCUUUCCAAAACUUGGCAGAUGGCUCGUCUUUGUCAUCUUCCUUACCGUUGCCGCAGAUCCAUGAGUUCCACCUCGGAAUUUUGGCUUUAUAUAUUUAAGAAUUCGAUGUUCAGCGCGGGGUGUGGUCUUGCUUCUAUUUUAAUUGGGAUUGCUACAGAAUGAAUGUUGAAGUGAGUGUUGAUAUGGCUGAGCCACAAAGAGAAAGGAAUCUGUUUCGAGAGGUUUAUGAGAACAGUUUCAAUAAUCUAUUUCGGCUUCUCCCGCCUGUUAGCGAUCAUGUUCUCACUCCCAUAUUUGAUUUUGCUUGUUCCACAAAAUUUGUAAUAGAAUCUUUGGCUAUGUUUUUCUAUAUUGCUUAUUUUUCUUUCUUUUUGCACCUGUGUUUAGUAGUUUUUUUGCCUUGGAAUUUGAAGGCUGGGGGCACUGCUUGGAUUAGAGGAGAGGUGCGGGUUUGGCUUCGGAUGGACCGCUUGUGGUUUCUUGCCUGUCCUCACUGUCACCAGCCUUAUGAUUUUGCCGAUACUUUGGGGAUUGUGUGCAAGUGUUGUGGUCGAGAAAUGUAUAUUUUCCCUAGAUAUUCUUGUUCUAUUGUUCUCCUGCUACUAUUUGUCCAUGAUGUUGGUCUAGCUUUAUGCAUGAUUGCUGUUGAUUGCAGGGUCUAUAUUGCUCUGUCAAUUAAAGAUGACUCUGACUCUAUGAAUAUUCUGGUUAUUGGCGAUGAAGCUGUGCGCCUUAUUGGUCUUACUGCUUUUCAUCUUUAUGCACUCGAUGAACAAGAUGUAGUGUAGCUUGGUUUUUUUUAUACCUCUGCUAUGUUUGCAUCUAUGAUUCCGUUUAUGCUAAUGAUGUUGUUUGAUUCUUCUCUUUCUGCAACAUGCUAGAUUGAGCUAUCACGUUGCUAAUGAGGUCAAAGGAAAGAGGCUUUUGUGCUAUAUUAAGCAUUCAUCUGAUCAUAUUAGGAAAACCACUUCUGUCAAGUUUACUGUUGUUACUUUUUAUGUUGCCUAGCCUCUUUCGAGAUGUAGCUUGCUAUUUUUUUGGUGUAAGGAUGCUUUCAAUAUGUGUUUGGAGCACUUUAUGCUCUUGUUUGUUGUUUUGCAUAUGGACUCUUUUGUUGUCAUCUUGAUUCGAAGAAUCCAAUAUUCUCUGCUUCUGUGUGAGUGUUUGUGUAAUUGCUUGCAACAUGUCAUUUGCUUGCUGUUAUUUUCUCUUCUGAUGUUAUUUUAGCUCAUGGUAGUUAAGCUAUUACCCAUUACCGCCUAUUUUUAUCCAUUGUAUUACAGACACUUUUAGUUGAGACUAUGUAAGCGAAUUUUUAUGCAAAGGCAAUCGGGAAAUGUGUUUCUGCUUUCAC
This is a messenger RNA of Coffea arabica (coffee), 1706 nucleotides long. The record is from RefSeq and is a predicted model, not a curated record. NCBI's taxonomy places the organism in Eukaryota, Viridiplantae, Streptophyta, Magnoliopsida, Gentianales, Rubiaceae.